Messenger RNA from Periconia digitata, 368 nucleotides. Lineage: Eukaryota; Fungi; Ascomycota; Dothideomycetes; Pleosporales; Periconiaceae. The record is from the annotation of a GenBank genome assembly.
AUGAUUCCACAUUACUACACCUACUGCUCUCCUCUCCAGCAUCCCAUUCCAUCCAAAACCCUACCUCUUCUAUAUAUAUACCGUCCCCCCCUCUCUCAAACAAAUCGCACAUAUUUCCCUUCCCAUUUACUUUUCUUGUCCUGUCCUAAUGUCACACCGUUUCACCUCCUCCCCGCCCCUACCAAAUCAUUUCCCUUCAUCCAUGUCUAUCCAUGUCUGUCCAUCUCAAAACACCCCAAAACAUGUUUCACCUCUCCCCCCCUCCCCCUCAUUGUGUUGUCUGUCCAUCAGUCAUGUCACACAAUCUAGUCUAAACAGAAAGUGCCUAAAUAUACCUGACUCUCAAAAUGUUUCUUUUUCUGGGUACU